AUGGUGCAAUCUAUAGAAUAUCGCCGUAGUGCUAAUUUACAGGAGUGCUGCUUAUAUACCCAAAGUGAAUCUGAUGAUGAGGCAUCCAGACGCUGCAUUUGUAUUUCGAAUAUAUUUAGGAGUUUGUCAUUUAUUGUUGGUAAUGAUGUUAUAAUGUGUAAACAUUUACGACUAUUACACACUUUAAGUCAAAUGUUAAUGCUGAAAGAUAGUAACUCAUCGAAAUGGUGGUGGAACUGCCUUCAAGUCAUAAGACAAAAUACUCUUGUUGUUUUUUCCAAUUUAUCUGGUCAACUGGAUGUUACCUUGUUACCUGACGAUCUCUCAAGACCGAUUAUAGAAGCACUAAUUUACUGGUGUGUUUGUAAGUGCGCUGAGGCAGUAGAUGUGUUUCCACCCUCUGCAAAUGCGCCGGGGCUUUCUAUGGAAAAGUUGGCUUUAGAGUCAUUGGCAAAGAUCAGUAUUCUGAAAAACAAUCAGAAUACACUAUCAUCAAUAAUAAGCCCAGCUCUCGCACAACAGUUGAGUGCAUGCUUAGUGGAACUUGUUAGUAAUCGCAUGCAUGUAUCAAGUAGAGAAUUUGCUGUAGUUCUCAUAUCGAAUUUUUUUCGAUCUGAGAAAGCAUUUUGCGAAGAAUGUUAUUCGAACACGUGUCUAUCUUCAUUAAUUCGUUUUAUUGAGGAUCAUGUUUCCAUUGUCACAGUUCGUUUAUCGACAAGAAAAAUAUCGAACGAGCAGCGAAUUGAUCAUGAACAUUUGGGUGGCACAAGCAAUUACAUACUUUGUUGUGCUGCGGAAGCUAUAGCUGCGCUUGCUAGAUCGAUCGAAAAUAAAGAACACUUUCUUCCGUACAUUGAUCGAAUAUUAAACCUUACUAUGUCCAGGAAUUUGGUAUCGAAGGUGAUCAAUAUCUUAGCUCAAGCACUGCAUGACGGUAGCAUGUAA
Molecule: messenger RNA, 945 nt
Organism: Trichoplax adhaerens
Lineage: Eukaryota; Metazoa; Placozoa; Uniplacotomia; Trichoplacea; Trichoplacidae
Exons: 1
Coding region: 1-945 (314 amino acids)
Biological process (GO): positive regulation of DNA-templated transcription; chromatin remodeling; regulation of transcription by RNA polymerase II
Cellular component (GO): SWI/SNF complex; nBAF complex; brahma complex
Molecular function (GO): nucleosome binding
Source: RefSeq, a predicted model, not a curated record